Dimorphilus gyrociliatus is the source of this 1128-nucleotide messenger RNA. NCBI's taxonomy places the organism in Eukaryota, Metazoa, Annelida, Polychaeta, Dinophilidae. The record is from the annotation of a GenBank genome assembly.
GAAUAUUGAUGAGCAACCUCGCCGUUGAUGCGAUGAAUCUGUAGAGUGAUUUAUAUAAUGACAAUUUGGCGGAUAAUUCAUUUUUUAAUUCUGAUUUUUUCAUUUUGUUCAGCCGAAACUUAUAAUUCUGGUAAGUUUAUAUAGAAAAGGUUUGCUUCAGUAAACGUAGUUAAAGUAUAUCAAGAAAUAUUCCGUUUUUCGGACAGUUCCUUUUUCAUUCUCAAAUAUUUUUCAGACCCAAUACAACCAGCAGAAAAGCGUUGUCCUGGGAGCUACUGUGGAAAAAUCAAAUCUUUUGAUAAUACUUAUAGCAAAUGCGGUCCAUGCCCAAGACUCUACGAGUCUUGUAAUGGGAUAUGCACAAAAUGCACUUCUUCACCAUCCACCUAUGAUUAUAUGUAUUUUAUUUUCAUGGCUCUGUUACUCCCUGUACUCUCAGCUGUAUCGAUAGAUAGAUGGGGUUACGUUAAAGGAAUAAGAGUUGUUGCACUUUACAUCUGCGUAGUUGUUGAAACUAUCUUAUCUGCAAUUAUAACACUACUAUUGUUUACUCCCAAGUGGGAACUGAAUUUAUUAGUUUGUAAUGCUAAAAAAGUGAAAGAUUUUUAUGCUAUUUUCUCCAGCAGAGCAAAAUAUGAAGGAGAAACUAUUUACUGCAAUUAUGAAGUUGUUUACCCAAGAUAUACUAUCAUUUUAACGUAUUAUGCAAUAAGUGUAUUUGUAUUGUUAAUCUUCCGGCCUGCAGUUUCCAAAAUUAUAGGAUCUUGUUCGAGACCAACAUACGCUUCUCUUUUCAUCGCUCCGUCAUUGAUAAUAAUUCACUCUCUCUUGGCAGGAGUAAUAUAUUACACCUUCCCCUAUAUUUUGGCAGUUUUGGCUGUUGUAUUCAACGCUAUACACCUAUCAUCAUAUCCCGUUCAAACAUGGAAAAAUUUAAUUGUGGAUUCUAUAAAGCCUAGAAAUUUGAUUUUAAUUUUAGCUGAUUCUUCACUAUUAGCGUUCUCUGUUUGCGCUAUAACAGAAUUGACUGAUUUCAAAACUCAUUUACCAUUUUUGCUGUUGGCACCUAUGCCAGCUAUUUUAUAUAUAUUGACUGCCCCUUUAACAGAUCUAUCAGAGAUUGAGUAA